AUGUUUCGUCUGCGGACACUUCGACCUGGUUGCGUGGGACCACUCCGCCUGGCUGGGGCGCGUCUACUUUGGUGGGGUUACAAGGAAAAUGAACUCCACCGACUAGCUCGUCAGCGGCCGUGGUGGGAAAAUGCGGCGAUUUUUGCCGGGCUUCUCUGCUUUAUUCAACUCACUAGUUUAUGCUACUAUUUUGGCAACCGCCUGUACCAUGCCUGGAGGCCGUCUGGCAAUAAUCUCUACGUUAAUAAGGCGAUGGAUACGAAGGUUUUUGCGCGUCCUGACUUGUCUGUGGCGGCGGUGCGCAUGGUUAUUCAUCACGUGCUCUCAGGCACCCAGACGCCAUUUGGAGCCCCCAUGGUGUAUCCGGAAUACAUGCGCCCCGAGGCAGAGGAGCUAAUGAAGUUUGUCUUUGAGUUGCACCGUGAGCAGCCCAUGUUCUCCAUUCCUGAUCUCUGGGCGAUGCUGUCCGCAAAGGCACUUGCGCGCCUGGGUGGGCCAAACAUUUCUGUGCGUCGCGGCAGACCAAACCCCCCGGAAGACUUCACAAUGGAGGAGCUUCUGGUCGAGACACGCUCGCUCGUGCCGGAGGGAAAACGCGACGUACUCGCAAUGAAGCGGUUGCUUGCGGGGCAAGGGUUUUCUGUAGAGGAGAUUGUUGGCAUGGUUGGUGGGAUUCGGACGCUGGGCUUUCAUGAAAGUUCAGGAUUUCACACACAAGAGGAGGUGAAGCCACAGAUGCGCCGACACCCAAGAUUGAUGGGACCGCAGGAGGACGCUUUUCACCUUCCCGAGACGGUGGAAAAGUGCACUUUAGACCCCUACGUCUUUGGUGGAGAAUAUUUUGAUCUUCUCUUGGAUUAUAACUGGAUGCAGCGAAAACGUAUUGGUUGGCGGAGUGGCCCCUUUCGCUGCGAUGAGAAGUAUCGCAAACGUGACAUAACACUUCUGGACCCUUUUUCAGAGCAAGCCGUGAUGCGGGAGCGGAAACGUCUGCAGGCGCAAGAACAGGCACGGGAGGCGGUGGAGCGGGCGGCUCAGAAGCGAGAGCAGGUCCGUGUCGCUGAGGAGGAAGAAUCCGAGAUGGGGCGUGCCGGUGAGGCGCAGUUCAUUCCUGGCGUGGAAACGCAGGAAACUGUGGAGGAUGACAGUGCCGACGCCGUUGGUUCGGUGGUGGUGCCGGAGUUCAAAAGUCCCUGCUCAAGUGUAUCGAUGCGUGAGAUGGACAUGAUGUUGCUGGACGACGCACUCUUGACUGGGUGGCUGCACCGCUUUAGCGCAAAUGAGAUUCGUUUCUACACCGUCUUUGGUGGCGUCAUGGAGAAGAUUCAGGCCCAGGGCUACAACCUUAACUCUCUUUACAUUUCGGCGUGA
Trypanosoma conorhini is the source of this 1371-nucleotide messenger RNA. RefSeq names its product putative ascorbate-dependent peroxidase. Gene Ontology annotation, molecular function: peroxidase activity; heme binding. NCBI's taxonomy places the organism in Eukaryota, Euglenozoa, Kinetoplastea, Trypanosomatida, Trypanosomatidae. Bases 1 to 1371 code for a protein of 456 amino acids. The transcript has a single exon. Gene Ontology annotation, biological process: response to reactive oxygen species; cellular response to oxidative stress; hydrogen peroxide catabolic process. The record is from RefSeq and is a predicted model, not a curated record.